Messenger RNA from Colletotrichum graminicola M1.001, 564 nucleotides. RefSeq lists its product as uncharacterized. Lineage: Eukaryota; Fungi; Ascomycota; Sordariomycetes; Glomerellales; Glomerellaceae. The transcript has a single exon. The record is from RefSeq and is a predicted model, not a curated record. Bases 1 to 564 code for a protein of 187 amino acids.
AUGUCCUCGACCGCCCUAUCCGCCUCCUCGGCGCCCCCCGCCGCCCCCUCUUCCACCGCCCCCGUCUGCACCUCCAACCUCUACGACACCCCCAGCCAGGACCGCGUCUGCGCCAUGCCCCUCGCCGGCAACCACACGGCCAUCAUGUCCGCCUGCUGCCGCGACGCCGACGUCGUCUCCUACUACGACGGCUGCGGCAUCUACUGCCUCGCCCUCGGCCAGUCCAUCCGCGACCUGCAGGACUGCCUAUUCGACCAGGGCGCCGGCUACACCGCUGUCUUCUGCCGCGACAACGGCGACGUCAAUGCCUCCGCCACCGCCACAGGCAACGUACCGCCCCCGGCCUCGGCCCAGGCCAGCGUCGUCGCCUCCGGCGGUGCCGGCGACGACGGCGGUUCCGCCAGCGACACCUCAAGCGGCAGCGGCCGCGGCGCCAGCUCCACCUCGUCGCCCAACGCCGCCGCCCCAGCCGGUCUGCACGCCCCCGGCGGCCUGAGCACCCUCGGCCUGACCAUCGGCGCCCUCCUCUUGUCCGCCGCCACCGUUGGCGCUCUCCAGAUCUGA